AGGGAUGGAAACUCUCCAUGUUUCCCUCCAUGUCUUGUGCAUUGUUUGUAACUAAUAAUCACCUUGUAUACUUGUAUAUCUAACCCUUCACUAAGUAAGAAACUCAAUUGGCAGAUUUGAAUUCUCUGCAAAACCUAUCUUGUUCUUCUUAUUAUACAUUCUCAACUCUCUCAAUUACACUAUAUUUGGCAUGGUAUCAGAGCAAUCGAUUUUGGUUGCCUCUGCAUAACCUUGUUCUUGCCUAAAUCUCUACCUAUCCUUGCCCAUAAUUUGCUGUUAUAUUAUUCCUACCUCAUACUUUGCCUUGCCUCAAAAUUGGUCUUGAUCACAAGCCCUUUUUGUGCUCUUGUUUGCUGAAGUUUUAAGCUAUUUCUUCCUCUACAUCCUUUUAUAUACUUACCUCAUGGGUGACACCAACGACUCCAUCAACGACUCCACGGACGACUCCUCUAAAAUCGACUCCACCAAGAUCGACUCCACAACACCACCACCACCCCGGUCCUCUCAUGACUACUCUCCAAUUACUCCUGAUAAGUUGGAUGGGUCCAACUAUCCUGCAUGGUCUCGUAGUGUUCGCUUGGCCAUCACUGCUCGUCGUAUGGCUGGUUUCAUUAAUGGUAAAAAGAUUGCCCCUGCCAUUGAUGAUCCUAGCUAUGAAGCUUGGGAUGAAGACAACUGUUUGGUGCAGUCAUGGCUCCUCAACUCCAUGACCAAAAAUGUACGUGCCUUAUUUGAUCACUGCUCAACGGCUUAUGCGGUGUGGGACGCAGCUCGGAAGACAUAUACUGUCACACAGAAUAGCUCCAAGUUGUACCAACUCCGUCGUCAGUCAGUCACCACCUCUCAAAGUGGUGAACCUGUGAAUGUAUUCUACGAAAAAUUACACAUAAUAUGGCAGGAAAUUGACAGCCUCCGUCCCUGCAAACAUACCAAUCCCGAUGAUGUGGCUCUUCACCAACAAGCACUUGAGGUGGAACGUGUGUACGAUUUUUUGGGAGGACUCGAUCCCAACUUUGAUUCCGUUCGUAGUCGGAUUCUUGCCAUGAAUCCGCUUCCAGCAGUCAUUGAAGCUUAUGCACUAGUGGUAGAAGAAGAUAAUCCUCCAAGUUGUACCAACUCCGUCGCCAGUCCGUCACCACCUCUCAAAAUGGUGAGCCUGUGA
Molecule: messenger RNA, 1162 nt
Organism: Prunus avium (sweet cherry)
Lineage: Eukaryota; Viridiplantae; Streptophyta; Magnoliopsida; Rosales; Rosaceae
Source: RefSeq, a predicted model, not a curated record